This is a messenger RNA of Musa acuminata subsp. malaccensis (wild Malaysian banana), 987 nucleotides long. Its product is annotated as RNA-binding protein Y14A. Gene Ontology annotation, cellular component: exon-exon junction complex; nucleus; cytoplasm. The record is from RefSeq and is a predicted model, not a curated record. NCBI's taxonomy places the organism in Eukaryota, Viridiplantae, Streptophyta, Magnoliopsida, Zingiberales, Musaceae. Gene Ontology annotation, molecular function: mRNA binding. Gene Ontology annotation, biological process: RNA splicing.
AAUGGGCGUUGGUUUGGUUUGUUCCUAAUUUCUAACCCCGACCCAGAUCAGCGAGAGGGAGAGGCGACGAUGGCGGCUGCCGUGGGAGAUGUGGAAGUGGUGGAUUUCGAGCCCGACGAAGACGAUCUCAUGGAUGAGGAGAUCGGCGCCGCUGAGGUUGACCCUUCCCCUGCCCCCAAGCUCCGAUCCACCAUUGCCGGCAGCGGCUCCUCGGGCCCUAGGAAGACCAAAGGCCGGGGCUUCCGCGAGGAGUCUGGGCCCGACCGUGGCAGCCACCUAGCUGCCAAGGAUUUCGAUUCCCUCGACUCCGAUGGGGGUCCUGGUCCCCAGCGAUCUAUUGAGGGAUGGAUUGUGCUAGUAACUGGAGUUCAUGAAGAGGCGCAAGAAGAUGAUCUGCACAAUGCCUUUCGUGAAUUUGGCCAGGUUAAAAACUUGCAUCUGAAUCUUGACCGUCGCACUGGAUUUGUGAAGGGUUAUGCCCUGAUUGAAUAUGAGAACUUUGAGGAAGCACAAGCUGCAAUUGCAUCACUUAAUGGAUCUGAACUCCUUACCCAAACAAUUUAUGUUGAUUGGGCAUUUAGCAAAGGCCCUAUCAGGCGGAGAAACACAAGGAGAAGAUCCCCACGAGCUCAUCGUUCAAGGAGCCCGCCCAGGAGAAGAUACUGAAGCUGCCUACUUUUCCCCAUCAGCGCGUGAUUUUUGGAUAGCUGGCUCCUUCCAGUGUACCUCAAGGCCCAUGAGAACUUGUUGGGGAAGCCUAUGGCGCAAGAGUAAGCAGCAGUAGGUUGUACCAUCAACAGUUGGGAAGUUUUUAUCUAACGCUUGCUAUGCCUCUGCUUUAAAGACUCCGUUUGAACAGAUCGAGUGGUGUUAAAUGUUUUCUGUUUAAUGCUUGCAUUGGCUAAUUUGAGGAUUUCUGCUGCGUUAUCUUGCACAAUUAACACAGUUUAUGCCAUCUGUGAUUUGGUUGUGACCAAGUUUCUUAUU